Molecule: messenger RNA, 6688 nt
Organism: Oncorhynchus gorbuscha (pink salmon)
Lineage: Eukaryota; Metazoa; Chordata; Actinopteri; Salmoniformes; Salmonidae
Product: protein sidekick-2-like
Molecular function (GO): protein binding
Source: RefSeq, a predicted model, not a curated record
CCUCCCUACUUUAAGAUGGAGCCGGUCCAGACCCAGGUUCAUCUGGAGCGUAACAGACUGGUUCUUACCUGUAUGGCUGAGGGCAGCUGGCCUCUGGAGUUUAAAUGGCUCUACAACGCCACUGAGCUCACGCGCUUCUCUCUGGAGUACAGGUACCUGAUCCCAUCUCUGGACCGCUCCCAUGCUGGUUUCUACAGAUGCAUCGUCAGGAACAGAGUAGGAGCCAUCAUGCAGAGCAGCACUGAAGUACAGGUUGCCUAUAUGGGUGAUUUUGUGGAGGGGGAGCGUUCCCAGACUGUGUCCCAGGGAGAGGCUGCUCUGAUCCAGGCUCCACGCAUCCACAGCUUCCCACGACCACAGAUUACCUGGUUCAGGGACGGACGCAAGAUACCCGCCAGCAGCCGCAUAGCCAUCACCCUGGACAACACUCUGGUCAUCCUGUCCAGUGUGGCUCCUGAUGCUGGACGGUACUACACCCAGGCUGUCAACGACAAGAACGGAGAGAACAAAACCAGCCAUCCUGUCCUACUGACUGUGGAGAACGUGGGGGGGCCUGUGGACCCCAUCACCCCCACCAUAAUCAUCCCUCCUAAGAACACCAGUGUGAACGCGGGGAGGAAUGAUGUCAUUAUGGAGUGUGUGGCCAAUGCUAGACCUCUGAUCAAGAUGGUUAUAACCUGGCGUAAGGAUGGUGUAGUGGUCAGUACAGGGAUACGUGACUUUGGCCGCAGGCUGACCAUCAGCCUCCCAGCGGUCAGUGACAGCGGUUACUAUGAAUGUGAGGCCACCCUCCGCAGCAGCACUGUGCCUCCGGUCAACGCAGGGGCCUACCUACAUGUUCUAGACCAUCCCCAGUUUGUGAAGGAGCCUGUCCAACACAUCAGUGCAGAGAUGGAGAAGGUGGUGGAUAUCCCCUGCCAGGCACGAGGUGUCCCCCAGCCAGACAUAGUGUGGUAUAAGGAUGCUGUGGUCAUCAGCCCAGUGAAGAUGCCCAGGUACAGGGUGUUAGUUGGGGGCAGUCUGCAGAUCAACGGUCUGUUACCUGACGAUACAGGGAUGUUCCAGUGCUUCGCCCGCAACCUGGCUGGAGAGAUACAGACAAACACCUACCUCGCUGUCACCAGUAUUGCCCCCAACAUCACGGCAGGUCCAGCUGACAGUGCUGUGAUUGACGGCAUGUCAGUCAUCCUCCACUGUGAGACCAGCGGAGCCCCGCGACCAGCUAUCACCUGGCAGAAAGGUGAACGUGUGUUGGCCAGUGGUUCUGUCCAGCUGCCCAGGUUCACCCUACUGGAGUCAGGCAGUCUACUGGUCUCCCCGUCUCACCUCUCUGAUGCUGGGACUUAUACCUGCAUGGCCAGCAACUCCAGAGGCAUAGACGAGGCUGCCGCAGAUCUACUGGUGUGGGCACGGACCCGUAUCACCAAGCCACCUGCAGACCAGAGUGUCAUCAAGGGGACCAAGGCUGUCAUGUCCUGUGGGGUGACCCAUGACCCCAGUGUGUCUGUCAGGUAUGUUUGGGAGAAGAGUGGUUCAGUGGUGGAUGUGAGCACCUCUCCCCGGCUCCGUCUGGACCCUGACGGGACCCUGCACCUCUCCCAGACCUGGUCAGGUGACAUCGGAACAUACACCUGUAGAGUCACCUCUGUAGGGGGCAACGACUCACGCAGCGCUCACCUCAGAGUCAGGCAGCUUCCCCAUGCGCCAGAGAUCCCCAGUGCAGCUCUGAGCCAGGUAGAGAAGAGGGCCAUCAAUCUGACCUGGGCUCAGGCCUUCGAUGGAAACAGCCCCCUGAUCCGAUACAUCCUGGAGGUCUCAGAGAACAAUGCCCCGUGGACAGUGCUCCUGGCCAAUAUUGACCCGGAGUCGACCGGGGUGACCGUGGGUGGUUUGAUCCCAGCACGGUCCUACCAGUUCAGGCUGUGUGCUGUCAAUGACGUGGGCAGGGGACAGUUCAGCAAGGAGACUGACCGACUCUCUCUACCGGAGGAGCCUCCCAGUGCCCCUCCUCAGACAGUGAUUGCCAGUGGUCGUACCAACCAAUCCAUCAUGAUCCAGUGGCAACCACCCCCGGAGAGCCACCAGAAUGGACCGCUCCAGGGAUACAUCAUCAGGUACUGUCUGUCAGGACUACCAGUGGACUGUCAGAUGAAGAACAUCAGCAGGCCAGAGCAGAAUAACCUCCUCCUGGAGGAGCUCAUCAUCUGGACUAACUAUGAGAUGGAGGUGGCAGCCUACAACAGGGCUGGGAGGGGUACCUACAGCCACAAGGUUACAGAGUGGACCCUGCAGGGAGUCCCCACUGUCCCACCAGGUAAUGUCCAGGCUGAGCCAUUCAACUCCUCUACAGUCAGGCUGACCUGGUCAGCUCCUAGCCCUCAGUUCAUCAAUGGCAUCAACCAGGGAUACAAGCUGUUGGCUUGGGAGGCGGGUCAAGAGGAGGAUGUUACCAUGGUGACAGUGAGACCUAAUUUCCAGGACAGCGUGCAUGUGGGCUACGUGACUGGACUGAAGAAGUUCACAGAGUACUACACCUCUGUCCUGUGUUUCACUACACCUGGAGACGGCCCUCGCAGCCCACCUCACAGACUACGCACUCACGAAGACAAGCCUGGUGCCGUUGGUCACCUGAGCUUCACAGAGAUCCUGGACACAUCUCUGAAGGUCAGCUGGAAAGAUCCCAACGAGAAGAAUGGAGUCCUCACAGGUACUGCACCUAGGAUAGUAUAGGACCAACACCCCCGGUUAGUCACCCACUACCUCGCUAACCUGACCCAGGAGUACCUCCCCCUAACCCGGGUCACCCUGACCCCCCUCACCACCUACACCAUCCAGGUGGCUGGGAUGACCUCCAACCCUCCCCCAGGUCAACUCUCUUCUACAAUAUCAUCUGGAGUUCCCCCAGAGAUGCCGGGCCCACCAACCAACAUAGCCAUCUCCAACAUCGGCCCCCGCUCUGUAGCCCUGCAGUUUAAACCUGGCUUUGACGGCAAGACGUCCAUCUCACGCUGGCAGGUUGAGGCACAGAUUGGUAUAAUCGGGGAGAAUGAGGAGUGGGUGAUGGUCCACCAGUUGCCCAACGAGCCUGAUGCCCGCUCCCUGGAGGUCCUGGACCUGAACCCCUACACCUCCUAUAGGUUCCAUCACCAGGUGAACAUAGUGGGGACCAGUCCUCCCAGCCAGCCCUCUAGGAAGAUCCAGACCCUGCAGGCACCUCCAGAUAUCUCCCCCUACAACGUCACCCUCCGAACAGCCUCAGAGACCAGCCUCUGGCUCCGAUGGGUGCCUCUUCCAGAGUGGGAGUACAAUGGUGACCAGGAGUUGGUGGGUUACCGGGUUCAGUACUCCAGAGAGACAUCUAAGGAAGGGGUCCUGUCCCACGUCAUCAGUGACCGGCUGGAGAGGGAGUUUACCAUAGAGGACCUGGAGGAGUGGACAGAGUACGAAGUCAGGGUUCAGGCCAUCAAUGGCUUGGGCUCUGGGCCCUGGAGCCAGCCUGUCCAGGGCCGAACCAGGGAGUCUGUGCCGUCCUGUGGUCCCACCAAUGUGUCAGCCUUCGCCACGACUUCCAGCAGCAUCCUGGUCCGCUGGGGGGAGGUCCCUCAGACUGACCGCAACGGACUCAUCCUGGGAUACAAGGUGGUGUAUAAGGACAGGGGUUCAGACUCUGUCCCUCAGUACUGGGAGGUGGAGGGGAACACCAGCCACAGUGUUCAGUUGAGUGGUCUGGGGAAGUACGUGCUGUAUGAGAUCCAGGUUCUGGCCUUCACACGGAUAGGAGAUGGCAGGAGCAGCAGGCCAUCCAUCCUGGAGAGGACCCUGGACGAUGUCCCAGGUCCUCCAGUGGGCAUCCUGUUCCCAGAGGUCAGGACCGGCUCAGUCAGGCUCAUCUGGCAGCCUCCUGCCCAGCCUAACGGCAUCAUCCUGGCCUAUCAGAUCACACACAGACGGAACACCUCCAAUAGCAACGCUGCCACUGUGGACGUGCUGAGCCCCAGUGCCCGACAGUAUACAGCAUCUGGACUGAAACCAGAGUCCGUCUAUGUGUUCCGCCUCACCGCUCAGACGCGCAAGGGCUGGGGAGAAGCUGCAGAGGCCCUGGUGGUGACGACAGAGAAGAGAGCGCGGCCCCAGCCAGCCAGCCGUCCCACAGUGCCCCAGGAGGACGUGCAGGCGCGCAGCGUGAUGUUGUCAUGGGAACCAGGUAGCGACGGCCUGUCACCUGUCCGAUACUACACGGUGCAGUACAGAGAGCUACCAGACAGUAACUGGACUGUCCACUCUGCAUCGGUCAACCACGAGGCCAGCUCCUACAUAGUGGACAGCCUCAAGCCAUUCACCUCCUACCAGUUCAGAGUGAAAGCCACCAACGACAUCGGGGACAGUGAGUACAGCCAGGAGAGUGAGGCUGUCACCACACUGCAGGACGCCCCAGACAAAGCUCCCACAAUCCUCUCUGUUACACCCCACACCACCACGUCGGUGCUGGUCCGAUGGGAGCCGCCUGCUGAGAAGCUGAUAAACGGGGUGCUGCUGGGGUUCAGGGUACGAUACCGGGAGUUACAAAACGACCGCCUCCGUAGCUUCACCAUACGAACCAUCAACAGCCCCGCCUCCAACUGGGCGGAGCUCACUGCCCCCUACAGUGUGAGGAACCUGAGCGAGUCCUCGCUCACCCAGUACGAGCUUGAUAACUUGAGUAAACACAAGCGUUAUGAGAUCCGCCUAAGUGUGUACAACGCCGUGGGAGAGGGACCUACCAGCACGCCACAGGAAGUGUUUGUAGGAGAGGCAGUUCCAACAGCCCCGCCCCAAUCUGUGACCAUCCAAUCAUCAACAGCCACCCAGCUGGAUGUCACAUGGAGCCCGCCUCCUCUUGACUCUCAGAAUGGAGACAUACAGGGGUACAAGAUCUACUUCUGGGAGUUCCAGCUGCAGAAUGAGACAGAGAGACUGCGUACCAUGUUCCUCCCAGAUCUCGGGGUCAAGAUUAAGAACCUGACUGGCUAUACCACAUACAUGAUCAGUGUAGCAGCCUUCAACGCAGCAGGGGACGGACCCCGGAGUCCCCCGACCAGGGGCCGAACACAACAGGCUGCCCCCAGCAGACCCAGCUUCCUCCACUUCAGUGAGCUGACCACCACGUCAGUCAACAUGUCGUGGGGAGAGCCAGGCCAGGCCAACGGCAUCAUCGAGGGCUACCGCCUGGUCUACGAGCCCUGCACACCUGUUGAUGGUGUUAGUAAGAUAGUCACAGUGGACGUGAAGGGCAGCACCCCCCUGUGGAUGAAGAUUAAGGACCUGGCUGACGGGGUGACCUAUAACUUCAGGAUCCGGGCCAAGACCCUCACCUACGGGCCGGAGGUGGAGGCUAACAUCACUACUGGACCAGGAGAAGGAGCCCCAGGCCCUCCAGGUGAACCCUUUAUCUCCCGGUACGGCACGGCCCUCACCCUACACUGGACCAGUGGAGACCCAGGCCGAGCUCCCAUUACACGCUACGUCAUUGAGGCCAGGCCCUCUGAUGAAGGACUGUGGGAUAUCCUCAUCAAAGACAUUCCAAAGGAAGUGACAUCAUACACACUGAACCUGGACAUGCUGAGAGAAGGGGUUACUUAUGACUUCCGGGUCAUUGGGGUCAACGACUACGGCUAUGGCUCCCCCAGUGCUCCUUCACCCUCUAUCUCUGCCCAGAAAGUCUCUCCCUUCUAUGAAGAGUGGUGGUUCCUGGUGGUCAUCGCUCUGGUGGGCUUAAUCUUCAUCCUCCUCCUCGUUUUCAUCCUCAUCAUCAGGGGCCAGAGUAAGAAGUACACCAAGAAGGCUGACUCAGGGAGCCACAGUAACAGCACCUCACUGCCCCUGUCCCAUGGGGAGAUGGUCAGGCUGGACGAGGGCCGUUUCCCCGCCCUGGAACUCAACAACAGACGCCUGUCAGUCAAGAACUCCUUCUGCCGCAAGAACGGCAUCUACACACGGUCUCCCCCGAGGCCCAGUCCAGGCAGUCUACACUACUCUGAUGAAGAUGUCAGCACCAAGUAUAACGAUCUGAUCCCUGCAGAGAACAGCAGCCUGACUGAGAAGCACUCUGAGAUAUCAGACUCACAGGGCAGCGACAGCGAGUACGAGGUGGAUCAGAACCGGGGCGGGCAACAGAAGACACACUCCUUCGUCAACCACUACAUCAGUGACCCCACCUACUAUAACUCCUGGCGCCGCCAGGAGAAGGGCGUCUCUCGCCCCCCGGCCUACGGAUAUACACAGCCAGAGCCGCUGCACCCCCAACCCCUGGCUGAGCAAGAUCCCAUCCAGCCCACCACCAACACCACCCCGAGACACCCUCCACCCCUGCCCCCACUACCCCCCCUGCUGCCCCGGGCCCUCUCUCCAUCCCCCCAGCCCCAGGGCCUCCAGGGGCUCCGUAGCCAAGGGGGUCUCAUCCAGGGUCUGGCACCCCAGGGUCAGGGCACACUAUUCAGGCCGAAGGGCAGCCGGACUCCCACUCCCUCGCUGCUGUCCUGUUCUGUGUCUGAACCCCCCAGCCAGCACGGGACCCUCCUGUACAGCAGUAGGCCUCCAAGCAGCUUGGGCUGUUCCUCCACCCAGCAGCCUCCUACCGCGGGCUUCUCCUCUUUCGUUUGAACCACGUUUAACACACUGCUCCCAGUAGGAACAUACAGUGGGGCAAAAA